Messenger RNA from Pocillopora verrucosa, 1327 nucleotides. Its product is annotated as sperm-associated microtubule inner protein 4. The record is from RefSeq and is a predicted model, not a curated record. NCBI's taxonomy places the organism in Eukaryota, Metazoa, Cnidaria, Anthozoa, Scleractinia, Pocilloporidae. Gene Ontology annotation, cellular component: centrosome.
UGACUGCACACCGAGUCAGGUAACCUUGGCAAAUUUUGUUUAGCGUUCGAACCAAAUCCUGAGAAGGAAUUUGAAGAUUUCCGCUCGAUUUUUGUCGAAUUUUUUGGCAAAUCAGUCUUUACGCUACUUUUUAGAGUCUCACUUGGUGCAAUGUGAGUAAGUUCAGUGCGGUAAAUCGCUUGGAAAUGGCUCUCGCGAUAACUAAUUUGUCGAAGCUUCAACACGAACUCUACCGCGAGAAGCAUGGCUUCGACAAGUUGUCUAGAAAUGUACAAUCGUCUAUGGUCUAUGAUCCGACGCACAUUCGCCGCAUUACAACCUUCCCUGAUCGAUAUUCACGUCACCUUGAACAAGCUGAAGUUCAUGUUAAAUGUCCUUGGGGUCGUGCCCGAAGCUAUGCUGGUGAAGCUCCUGUGUGUCUUCCUGAAAGUUGUCGGCCAAAAUGGGAGCCACCUUUCCUCCUACAAAAAGGACAUAGACACUUUGGCAGUGGAGUUGAUCCACAUCCCAGAGGUCUUCCAUUGCAACAGUUUUACGACCUGACGCAGCUCAAGCGGAGUAAAGUGAGGUGGAACGAUGAGUUGUUGCCAAGGCCCACAACGGCUGCUGUGCAAGAAGGUCAAAUUUAUCUUCCUUUUCCAAAGGAGUCUCCUCUCAGUUCACAUAUGUCCCGUCAGGCCAUGUUCCCCAGUCCAACGCCAGCAGAACCUAAAUAUCAAGGCAAGAUCACAUCACCCACCCCUCCCCCGAUAAUCGUGAACAAAGCCAUGGGUAGCUUUGCUCGGCGGGAAGUGGUAACACCAGUGUUCAACUCCAGGACUUCUCCUCCACUGCAGCAUCCAGUGCGACCUGUAGCAGUGGCAAACAAUUGGUUUUCAAAACAUGAUGUCAUCAACCAGUUUAACAGGCUCCACCCAAGUAAUACUCCCACAAUUCGACUCAACAUUCAGAGGCUACGGCGCGCUGACUGGAAAUUUGUUGAUUAAAAAUGGCUAAACCAAUUAGAGUCGAGAACGACAGCUCGCUCUCAAGAAUGGCUAGUGAAUCACAGAAUGAGUUGUACUUCGAUUGUGGAGUUAGCUGAAGAAAGUUUUGUAAUCGUUUGUGUGUGUAGAAAAGGUUUACUUUUUUAUUUUUUACAUGUCAAAGAGUGCAUAACAUAAUAGAUUUCUUUUAACCUUGUAAGAUUUUAAAAUUAUUUAUUUUGGAAGAAUAGCUAAUCAUAGCAAAUUAGAGACCGAAUGAUUGUGUUUUAAGUCUCGUCCAGACUCCUUUGAUUCCUUUGGAUUUUCACCGUGUAUUAAAACAACUCACUUUGCCUUUUUAA